GAGGUCGUCGCUUGAAUAAUAUUAAAUUAAAGACUCUUAAAAAAUAAUCCUACCUAAUUGCCUAAGUAGCUAAUGAAUAAUAAUUCAUCAAAUGUAAAGAAUUCAAUGAACAAUUACACAAAGCAUUCAAAAGCAGCAAAACAAAUGAUGCAUCAUAAGCCAUUCUUAGUCCAUCUAAUAAGUACAUGUCUAUUACUAUUACAAUACUCAAAAGCAGCAAAUCCUGGGCCACAAAUAGCAAAACCAGGGUGUAAGGAUCACUGUGGAAACGUGACCAUUCCAUACCCAUUCGGCAUCGGUCCUAACUGCUACCACAAUCCCUGGUUCAAUGUCGAGUGUUACAACGGCAGUGACUCAUUCAAACUAAAGAAGAUAACAACAGGCACAGUCAAUAUGGAUGGUAUCCAAAUAAAUUGGGACCCUCUAAAAGGGGAAAGGAACCUAAUUUCAGUAGUCCCUUGUUAUCGCGUCUGUCAAGGAGAUGGAAAUCCCCGAUCAAUGCUGAUCGGGAAUUCUGAUAAUUUGAGGGGAAGUCCUUUUCUUUACUCACGAAAAGGUAAUGUUUUGUUAGUAAAUGGUUGUGGGGGAGGAAUAAUUUUACGAGAUAAGAGGAAUCAAACGAUUGCUGGAUGUGCUGCAGUGUGUACUACCAAUUCUACUGCGCCAGGAUUUGAUUGUUAUGGGGUUGAUUGCUGUCAGACUACGAUAUCGAAUUCGGUUGAUUAUUAUAGUAUGGAGCUUGCGAGUAUGGGGAAAACGCCUAUUGUUGAGGAUGCGUGUACUAGAGCGGUUUUGGUUGAUUCUAAAUGGAUUGCUAAUAAGAGGAAAAAUCUUCUGCAUUUUCAAGGAUUAUGUGACCCUGCUCGAGUUGUAAUAGAGUGGAGUAUUGAAGAUUUGGCUGUGGAUUCUCCAAGUUAUGGUAAUUCUAGUUGUGUUAAGAAAGCUGCUAGUGUUGAUGAUGCUGGUGGAUAUGUUUGUCGUUGUAAAGAAGAGUUCUAUCAAGGCAAUCCUUAUCUUCCUCUCGGAUGUCAAGUUGUUAAAGAAUGUGAGGGUUGCGUACAAGACUGCAUUUCUUUAGGAAAUCAUACCUUUGGGUGUCCUAAGAAAGAGAAGAAGCUAAACACCGGGACAAUUGCUGUUAUAAUUGGAUUAGGUACAAGCUUGGUGUUGCUGCUUGUACUACUUGGGUUAUAUUUGCUAUUACGUGCGAUAAAACGUAAUAGAGAUGUCAGACUUAAAGCUAGGUACUUUGAAAGAAAUGGUGGUUUGCUGCUCAAACAACAAAUGUCAUCCCAAGAAAAUAAUAUCGAGAAAAUCAAAAUAUUAUCUUCCAAUGAAUUAGAAAAGGCGACUGAUAAGUAUAAUGAGGAUCGAAUACUGGGGCAAGGAGGGCAAGGUACUGUUUAUAAAGGAAUGUUAAGUGAUGGAAAUAUUGUUGCUAUAAAGAAGUCCAAGAUAGAAGAUGAAAGUCAAUUGACUGUUUUCAUCAAUGAGGUAGUAAUUCUAUCACAAAUUAACCAUAGAAAUGUUGUCAAACUAUUAGCAUGUUGUUUGGAAACAGAAGUUCCUAUGUUGGUGUAUGAAUAUAUUCCUAAUGGAACUCUUUCUGAUCUUAUCCAUGAUUCCAAACAAGACUUUGCAAUCACUUGGGAAAUGAGGUUACAUAUUGGUACUGACAUAGCAAAUGCUCUAGCCUACUUGCACUCAUCAUAUUUGAUACCUAUUUUGCAUAGAGAUAUUAAAUCAUCUAACAUCCUCUUAGACAACAAAUAUAGGGCUAAAUUGUCGGAUUUUGGGAUAUCCAAGUCACUUAGUAUUGAUCAAACACAUGUCUCAACUCGUGUUCUUGGAACGAUUGGUUAUUUAGAUCCAGGCUACUAUCAAUCGGAACAAUACACGGAUAAGAGUGAUGUGUAUAGUUUUGGUGUUGUGCUGGUUGAGCUUUUAACUGGACAAAAAGCAAUCCGUGCAAGUAAUGAGCAUGAAGAAAAGAGUCUUGUAACAUGGUUUCUUGCACAUAUGGAAAAAUGUAAUUUGUAUGAUAUAUUGGAUUCUCGAGUACUUAGGGAAGGAAAAGAAGAAGAAAUCAUGGUUGUGUCUAACCUUGCAAAACGAUGUUUGAACUUGGAUGGAAAGAGUAGGCCUAAGAUGAAAGAAGUCGCAGCUGAACUUGAAACGGUAAGAUCAUCUAUGGAGCGCGGAUCGAUGAAGAUGCAAUCAGGUUCAUCCAACCAGCAUGAUCAAACAUUUUGUUCUUUGAUUGACAUAACUACAGGGGAGUUCAUUACACUAGAUUAAUGAUCCUUACAUGUGUUAUAAGAUUAUUAUACAUGUACACAGUUUAUGUAAAAUAAUACUGAUAUGUCAUUAUAUAGUUUUAAUCUUCUCUUAUCUUAGUUUAAUUA
Amaranthus tricolor (Joseph's coat) is the source of this 2405-nucleotide messenger RNA. Its product is annotated as wall-associated receptor kinase-like 8. Gene Ontology annotation, cellular component: plasma membrane. The record is from RefSeq and is a predicted model, not a curated record. The transcript has 3 exons. Lineage: Eukaryota; Viridiplantae; Streptophyta; Magnoliopsida; Caryophyllales; Amaranthaceae. Gene Ontology annotation, molecular function: polysaccharide binding; protein serine/threonine kinase activity; ATP binding. Gene Ontology annotation, biological process: cell surface receptor signaling pathway; protein phosphorylation. The coding region runs from base 73 to 2298 and encodes 741 amino acids.